AACUCCAGCAAAGGGCCGAUCUGUGGGAACCCUGGCCAGCAGCCUCCCCUCCCUUCCCCCGGGUGGAAGGAGCCAGGGGCGGGGCCAGAGAAAGGGUUGUGGGGGGAUCCGUCCCCAGCGCCCCUCCAGUCACCACCCCACCUUCCAGCUGCGAGAACAGAUGGACGCAGCCAGGGCUCACCUCGGGGGCUCCUUGCCCGCUGCGCGCCGAGAUCCGGGGUCUACACCUCUGCUUCCCUGACCAGGAGUCACCAAGAUGCCUAUCCUGGAGAAAACCCCCCAAAAUAUGGCAGCAAAAGCUGCCAGUACUGAGGAGGAGGCGGGGCUGCCCAAACUCCCCGUGCCCCCGCUGCAACAAACCUUGGCCACUUACCUGAGAUGCAUGAAGCACCUCGUCCCUGAGGAGCAGUUCAGGAAGAGCCAGGUCAUUGUGCAGCGGUUCGGGGCUCCCGGUGGCCUCGGGGAGACCCUGCAGCAGAAGCUCCUGGAACGGCAAGAGAAAACGGCCAACUGGGUGUCUGAAUACUGGCUGAAUGACAUGUACCUCAACAACCGCCUGGCCCUGCCUGUUAACUCCAGCCCAGCUGUCAUCUUCGCCCAACAGCAUUUCCAGGACACCAAUGACCAGCUAAGGUUUGCAGCCAACCUCAUCUCUGGUGUGCUCAGCUACAAGGCCCUGCUGGACAGCCACUCCAUCCCCACCGACUGCGCCAAGGGCCAGCUGUCAGGGCAGCCCCUCUGUAUGAAGCAGUACUAUGGGCUCUUCUCCUCCUACCGGCUCCCCGGUCACACCCAGGACACCCUGGUGGCCCAGAAGAGCAGCGUCAUGCCUGAGCCAGAGCACGUCAUUGUGGCCUGUUGCAAUCAGUUCUUUGUCUUGGAUGUUGUCAUUAAUUUCCGCCGUCUCAGUGAGGGGGAUCUGUUCACUCAGUUGAGAAAGAUAGUCAAAAUGGCUUCCAACGAGGAUGAACGCUUGCCUCCAAUCGGCCUGCUGACGUCCGACGGGAGGAGCGAGUGGGCUGAGGCCAGGACGGUCCUCGUGAAAGACUCCACCAACCGGGACUCGCUGGACAUGAUCGAGCGCUGCAUCUGCCUGGUGUGCCUGGACGGCCCAGGAGGCGUGGAUCUCAGUCACACCAACAGGGCACUCCAGCUCCUGCACGGAGGAGGCUGCAGCAAGAAUGGGGCAAACCGCUGGUACGACAAGUCCCUGCAGUUUGUGGUGGGCCGAGAUGGCACAUGUGGAGUGGUGUGUGAACACUCCCCAUUCGAUGGCAUUGUCCUGGUGCAGUGCACUGAACACCUGCUCAAGCAUAUGAUGAAGAGCAGCAAGAAGCUGGUUCGAGCAGAUUCAGUCAGUGAGUUACCAGCCCCCAGGAGGCUGAGGUGGAAGUGCUCCCCGGAAAUUCAAGGCCUCUUAGCCUCCUCGGCGGAGAAACUUCAAUGCAUCGUGAAAAAUCUUGACUUCAUUGUUUAUAAGUUUGACAGCUACGGGAAGACAUUCAUCAAGAAGCAGAAAUGCAGCCCUGAUGCCUUUAUUCAGGUGGCGCUGCAGCUGACCUUCUACAGGCUGCACAAGAGGCUCGUGCCCACCUACGAGAGCGCUUCCAUCCGCAGAUUCCGGGAGGGACGGGUGGACAACAUCCGAUCUGCCACCCCCGAGGCCCUGAGUUUCGUGAAAGCCAUGACUGACCACAAGGCUUCUGUGCCGGAUGCGGAAAAGCUGCUGCUCCUGAGAGAUGCUAUCCGAGCCCAGACGGAGUACACAGUCAUGGCUAUCACUGGGAUGGCCAUUGACAACCAUCUGCUGGGGCUGCGAGAGCUGGCACGGGACAUAUGCAAGGAGCCUCCGGAGAUGUUCACAGAUGAAACAUACCUGAUGAGCAACCAGUUCAUCCUCUCUACCAGCCAGGUGCCCACCACUAUGGACAUGUUUUGCUGCUAUGGACCUGUGGUGCCCAAUGGUUACGGAGCCUGCUACAACCCGCAGGCAGAGAGCAUCCUUUUCUGCAUCUCCAGCUUUCACGGCUGCAGAGAGACCUCUUCCACGAAGUUUGCGGAAGGGGUGGAAGCGAGUCUCCUGGAAAUGAGAGACCUCUGCAGUCCAGCCUCAGAAACCCCAAGCAAACCACCCGCCACAAAAGAAAAGGCAGCGAGGCUCAGCCAGGCCCAUUAGCGUUGACCCCUGGGACUAGGAUUCGCUUCCUCCCCACCCAGCAAUCUGCUACCCCCAGAUCCUACCAACUCCCCCGCUUGCCAACCCUCGUCCUGGCUUCUGUAGCUCCCAGUCCUCAGGGCCCAGCAUAGACCAACCUGCUGGAGGCACUGCACAGUUUGAGAGUUAGAGGAAAGAGUCCCCCACUCUGCAUGAGGCUCCUUACUCUUCCCAGGAGCCCUCUGCACGGACACAGAGCCCAGCUGGCACAAAGGUGGCCUGACCGAGGUGAGGGAAGUCCAUGUAGAUUUCCCCUCCAAGACCUGGAAGCUAAUAUUCUUAUUCUUUCCCCAGCAAGCACUAACGAGUUCAGGAGAUGCUUUUGCUCAACAAAUGA
Molecule: messenger RNA, 2552 nt
Organism: Sorex fumeus (smoky shrew)
Lineage: Eukaryota; Metazoa; Chordata; Mammalia; Eulipotyphla; Soricidae
Gene: CHAT
Product: choline O-acetyltransferase
Exons: 15
Coding region: 257-2176 (639 amino acids)
Biological process (GO): acetylcholine biosynthetic process; neuromuscular synaptic transmission
Cellular component (GO): cytoplasm; neuron projection
Molecular function (GO): choline O-acetyltransferase activity
Source: RefSeq, a predicted model, not a curated record